Aureobasidium subglaciale EXF-2481 is the source of this 575-nucleotide messenger RNA. RefSeq lists its product as uncharacterized. Bases 66 to 356 code for a protein of 96 amino acids. Gene Ontology annotation, cellular component: mitotic spindle; mitotic spindle pole body; spindle microtubule. The record is from RefSeq and is a predicted model, not a curated record. NCBI's taxonomy places the organism in Eukaryota, Fungi, Ascomycota, Dothideomycetes, Dothideales, Saccotheciaceae. The transcript is spliced from 3 exons.
CUCAUCUACCUUCAAUUGUUGUCGCAUGCCCAUAUCAUCGGGACUGGGAAGAUAAAAACACCACAAUGUCCACGAACAACAGGCCGCAAGGCGAAAAGACAUAUUUCGAGCAACAACGUGAACUUGUACUCCAAGAUGUCGCAACAAAUCUAGAGCAAGUGCUUCAAAACAUGAAUACUUUGAAUCGAAGUCUCGAAAGCGUCAUCGCUGUCGGCAACGAAUUCGGCCAAGUCGAAGGGCUUUGGUCAAUGUUCGAGAACGUCAUGGCGCAACAGCAACAGCCAAACAGCACGCACGAAGAAGAUGGUCAAACACAAGCGCAUACUGGCGCGCAAGAGAAAGGAGAGGGGCAUUAGACGAUGAAAUAAGAUGAGGAAGAGUAAGAACCAAGCUGCCGAAGAUGAGGAGAAAAUAUGAUACCCAGAGAGAGAAAGCGAGAGAGCAUAUCACGACCGUCACGAAUAGAACUUUGCCGCUAGGCAUCCAGGACUAAGUUGCCGUCGAGCAACAACAACAACCACAACAAUGUAACAGGCUACGAUCUAUAGACACUCGCCGGCUACACAGAGCUCAAG